AUGGGCGGCUCGUCAGACGGUGAACAAGAGCAUCACCAACAGCCACCAACUGCUGAGCGGCCUCCAGUGGACGCCAGCAAUGGCUACCAGACGCGCCCUCAUCCUGUUUCUCGCGGUUAUAUGAACGGCGUGUAUUAUCCCAGCUGGCUGGUGUAUAAAGACAAGACGCCUGCGACUCUUGACGUUGCUAAUAUUACGCACAUCUUCUAUGCCUUUGUUGGUGUCAAUGAAGACGGUUCGCUUCGCUGGAUCGAUGAGCACGCCGACUUAGUCAAGGAUGUCGAUGGCGAGAAAGGCGCUCUGCAUGCCCUCGCCAAACUCAAGCGCCAGAACCCUCAUCUCAAGACGAUUGUAUCUAUUGGAGGAGGUGCCGAUAGCAAACAGUUUUGCACGCUGGCUGCCAGUCACAACGGGCGACAGACGCUUGCAAAGCAGGUUCGCCAUCUCUGUGACCGCUAUAAACUCGAUGGCGUUGACAUCGACUGGGAACAUCCUAAAAACACAGCAGAGGGUCACGACUAUGUGAAGCUUCUCCAAGAGUGCCGCAAUGUCCUUCCUGAGAAUACAUACCUUCUCACCACCGCUCUUCCCGUCGGCCAAUAUAUCCUCAAGCACAUCGAUCUCAGAGCAGUGUCUCGUCUAGUCGAUUACAUCAAUCUCAUGGCAUACGACUUCACCGGUUCCUGGACAAGCGUCUGCGGCAACCAAGCACAGCUCCACUCCCCUCGAGGCGGCCUCCAGUCUUCAUACCCAGAACUCGGCGUAUGCGCCACAGAUGGCGUCGAAUAUAUCUUGUCCAAGGGCUUCCCCAGUAGGAAACUUGUCUUUGGCGUUCCUGCUUACGCGAGAUAUUUCCCCGUCGCCGAGGGGCCUGGCUGCUCUACCGAAGGCGCAGGGGAAAUGGACUACUACGAGAUGCCGGAUGAAUGGGUUGAUAACGCCGUGGUUGAAGAGACAUCUGUGGCAGCCUGGUACGUAGAUGCAAAUAGUGGCAAAGGCUACAUUACGUUUGAUGUUCCGAAGACUGUCCAUAUGAAGGCCAAAUAUGUGGUUCACAAGAACCUCGGAGGGCUGUUCUACUGGACGGGCACUGGUGACAAGCCUGGAAGGCUGAGCUUGGUGGCUGCUGGGAAAAGAGGGCUCGACGAAUGA
This is a messenger RNA of Trichoderma atroviride IMI 206040, 1152 nucleotides long. RefSeq lists its product as uncharacterized. Gene Ontology annotation, cellular component: extracellular region. Gene Ontology annotation, biological process: carbohydrate metabolic process; chitin catabolic process. The record is from RefSeq and is a predicted model, not a curated record. NCBI's taxonomy places the organism in Eukaryota, Fungi, Ascomycota, Sordariomycetes, Hypocreales, Hypocreaceae. Gene Ontology annotation, molecular function: chitinase activity; chitin binding.